CUCUACUGACCUCCUCCCUCCCUACCUCCUCCUCCAUCCCAGUUAAAGACUCCCCCCUCCUUAACUCUACUGACCUCCUCCCUCCCUACCUCCCUCCUCCAUCCCAGUUAAAGACUCCCCCCUCCUUAACUCUACCUGUGAGAAGAAAGCUAGUGGGCGGGCCCACUGUAUGAUUCCAUUGCCCACUUCUUAACACCUGUGAAACACUGACCAAUCACCAUGCAGACAUCAUCUCUCCGCCGCCAGGUGAAGAACAUGGUCAACCAAUACUCAGAGGCAGAGAUCAAGGUCCGCGAGGCGACCUCCAACGACCCGUGGGGCCCCCCCUCCUCUCUGAUGUCAGAGAUCGCUGACCUGACCUUCAACGUGGUGGCGUUCACUGAGGUCAUGGGUAUGAUCUGGAAACGGCUCAACGACAGCGGGAAGAACUGGAGACACGUCUACAAGGCCCUGACUCUACUGGACUACCUGAUCAAAACGGGCUCGGAACGUGUGGCGCAGCAGUGCAGGGAGAACGUCUACACCAUACAGACCCUACGGGACUUCCAGUUCACAGACAGGGAUGGCAGGGACCAGGUGAAUGUUAGGGAGAAGGCCAAGCAGCUGGUGGCCCUGAUGAGGGAUGAGGAGAGGCUGAAACAGGAGAGGACCCUGGCCCUGAAGACCAAGGAGAGGAUGGCUGGAGCAGCUGCAGGGUCAGGGAUGGGCUCUAGUUCUCUACCUCCACCCUACCCAGGCCGCCGUACCAGCCAGCCCAGCAUGACUGCUCUCUACGGGGAUGACUUCAGCCGGUCCAGGGAGUCCCAUUCCUCUUUCAAUUGUGAGUAGU
Molecule: messenger RNA, 829 nt
Organism: Oncorhynchus gorbuscha (pink salmon)
Lineage: Eukaryota; Metazoa; Chordata; Actinopteri; Salmoniformes; Salmonidae
Product: epsin-3-like
Biological process (GO): endocytosis
Cellular component (GO): endosome; clathrin vesicle coat; plasma membrane
Molecular function (GO): clathrin binding; phospholipid binding
Source: RefSeq, a predicted model, not a curated record